GCAACGCAACGCAACCCUUCCCCGCUUCAGUCUCCAUGGCAACCGAGUGACGCUCCGAGCAGCGGCCAUGAAAAAGUUUGGUUUUGUCGUGAUUCCGUAAAAGAAAAACUACAAUUAGCUAACAGCCAUGUCCAACAGCUGUAAGCCAAAUUCUCAAAACUAUGGGAGCGACAUCCACCGUCUGCUGCUGGCUGCUGAAGCUGGACAGAAGGCUGAUAUCCUGUGCUAUUCCUCAGGCCAUCUGGGGCCUCGCAGCCUCGAUCAGCCUCACAGGGAAACGAAGCAGUUUUUCUGGAGGAGCCUAGAGGAAACACCCCUGACCCUCCAGCAGAAACAGAUAAAGAUUCUACCUGGUGUAAAGAAGAGAGAAAAGAAACAGCCUUUGUCAGAGGUCACAGCAGUAGAAUCUGGGUUGUUGAGAUCUAGACAGUAUCAGGCUGCUGAAUGUUCAUCACAUGCAGACAGAAGAGAAGAUAUAAAGCCACCUGAGAUACUUUAUCCUUCCUUAGAGCCUUCCCCGAUCCAACUGAGAGCCCGUUCUCAGAAAAAGUCCAGCUCUGAAUCUGAUCCUGAGCAGAAUCAUCUGUUUUGCUCGAGCCAUUUGGACAAGGAAGGCCUGAAUAAAAAAGACCAGCUAGAGAUGAAGCAACAGUUUAGAAAGCAAGUCUUACCCAAGCAGGACCUCUGGGCUGGAACAGAUGUUGCUGAAAUGCAUGAGAGGAAACUGCAAAAGGAGCUGAGUAAGUUGUCAGCGCAGAGCAGGCCCAGCAGAGAGCGCCUUGCGGUGUUCAGUGACGUCUUUGAUGAUGUAUGUGAAGGCUCGCCAGUAUUUGGACGCAUCCUGAGGGAAAUUAAGACUGAUUAUGAUUUGUAUGCCAACCACUUGAUGGCUUUGCAUUCAUCUCCAGACAAUAUGUGGCUGAAUACUUCACUCAAAGAUCUUGGGAAGGGCAAAUUAGGUAAAAUGGAGCUGAAUGAUGCUGAAAACGAGGUCUGCAGGCUGGAGGGGGAGGCCAGAAGAUCUCAAGAAGAGAAUAAACGAGUCCAAAAUGAAUUGCGGAGCCUUCAAGGUACUACAAGCCCCGAGCACAGUGACGGGAAGAAUACAUCUCUGUCAGGGGAGCAGGACAGCGGACCUGACAUCGUCUUCACUGACAGCAUCCUAUUCAGGAGGCUUGAAGUGUUGAACACGUGGGAGGAGAUCCAACAGUUGGAGGAGGAGAUUAAGGAGAAGCUGGUGCCCACUGCUACAACCGCUGUCACUGAAGGAUGCAUCAAAGAUCAGAAGGCUGAGAUACUGAAACUAAUUGCCUCAAAUGAUCGUCUAAGGUCCGUUAGCAAGGAUCUGGAAAACAAGAUCAACGUGGUGCUGAACCGAGAGAAAGCGAGCAAGGCCAUAAAACGGAUACUGUGGGACGAAAUAUACUGUGAUCUAUAAGCACAGAGUGGAUAGCUUCAUCUGCAAGUAAACCAGAGAAUAAUUUGUAGAGACUGACAUUUUAAAGUCAGUAUAAAUAAAAUGAAAAUAGAUGUAAGUAAAUAGAUUCAAGCAACUUAUAACGAUGUGAUUAUCUUUUCCUGCGCAAACCCUUGAAAUUUAGUUCAUAUAGUGCAUUAAAAGUAUUCAUACCUGUUGGAAAUAAUCAGUUUUCUGCAUUAUUUGGAGAUAAAAUGUUAUCUGAUCUUCAUUUUAGUCACAUAUACAGUAUAGAUGAACACAAAGUGCUAUAACUGAAAGCAUACAAACGCAGAGCAGCAUUUCUUCCGUGGUGUCCUGCCAUGGACAUCAUGUUCUUGGUGGUAGAUUCAUAGGCAGAUGUGUUAACCAGCUCCAAUGAUUCUAUUCAGCCUUUAGUGCUCAACUCACUGAACAUUUGGUGUCAAAGUCAUCUUAGCUGGGUGCCCACUUCUAGGAAGAGCAGCCAACAGUACUAACUGAUCUUUAUUUAUACACAGAAUAUAGAUGUGGACUUCUUAACAUCCAAAUUCUAAGAAUAUUUUAUGUCCAUUUCCAAUUUUACGAAAAAAAUAUCCAUUACAAUGCCUGCAUUCAGAAAUAUCAAUAAGAGCUGUGUAGUUUAAUCUGUAAUAAUGUGUCCUAUUUCAUAAUAUGGUCGAGGGUCGAGGAUCUUCCUCAUUUGCUGACGAACUAGUGUUAUGCUAAUAUAUCACUAGUGCUAUAUAUGUCAAAUUAAUGUAGUGGACUAAAAUUUGUAAGUAAAUUAAUGUGCAGUUAUACCGAAAGUGCUUUAGAUUCAGUAAUCACAUGCACAUGUUGGGGUUUCAUAACAGAGAAUGCCGCGUUUUAAAGAUUCUGCCAUGCAGCAGUUAAAGUGCAGCUGAAUUUGACACCAUGUUGUUUUCGUGGCCCAAAGCGAUCCACUUAGUCUUUGUUAAUAUGAGCAACGUCCGCCUUAAGGUACAAAUCAAAGAAGUUUUUGUGCGUAGAGCCUGAAGGGUCCGUGUACGGAUCUGGUACUUGGAUUCUCCGUUCUGAAACGGGUAUUGAAAAACAAAAAACGAGUGGUUAUUUGGUUUUCGUUUUAAAAUACAAAAAUUAAAAUUGAAAUACAAGGCGUUUUUCCUUUUCAUGAUCAAAAAGGGAUAUACGAUUUUUUUUUUUUUUUUAUAAAUGCUUUGAUUUUCGUUUUAUAUUUAGAAUAACAAGAAAGUAAAAUCAGUAAGAGACAGAAACGAAAAAAGGUCCGUUUUUUCAUUUUCUGAGACCGGAAGUGGUCAUCAGCAAGUGUGGAGCCAAACGACAACAACAUUCUCAGAGGGCGGAGCCAAAGAGCAGUGAUUGGUCAGACUGACUGAGAGCCAGAGAGCAGCGAUUGGUCAGACCAUAGAUAAUAUAGAAGACAGCGCGCUAGCGUAUCUCGUCUAUGUAUAUCUAUGGUCGGCACAUCUGGUAGCAUCUGUGGCUGCUGUUGACCUUGUUUUUGGAGUAAAACACGGUGGAAGCUGAAUUAGUGAGGAUGACUCCUGCUCCUGUCAUCUCUAAGCUCCUCACACAUCUUUACCUGCACAUGAGGAAAAUCACUCCUGUAGAAUGCAGAUGUUCAGAGGGAGAUGAUGCCACAUCUGGUCCAGCUGAUGGAAGGUCUUGAAGUUCUCUGACUGGCCUUGACUGAAGAUGGUCGUCUCACUGGAUUUAAGGUUCAGAUGCUCAGUAACAAACUCCACCAAUGUGCCAACAGGGAAGCUUUAGGUUUAUUAAAUGUUGCUAUGAAGGUAUCGCUGUUUUUCUUUGUGAAUGCAAUGUGCUCCAACUGAAACUUGAAUUAGAACUUAGAAGUAAAUCCUUCCAUCUGAAAGGAUUUAGUUACAUUAAUAACCUCAUAACAUUCUAAUUUUUAUUCCAGUCUUGGUUGGAAAUAGAAUCUCUGUAUUGAUUCAGGUAAAAACUGAACUUCACAGCAUGUUGAAGCAAAACAACCAGAUGAAAACUGUGAUGGUGUUGGAUUGUCAGACCGUAAUGUUGCAGCUCAAAGCAGCUUUUCUAUCUCAGUUCAUUCUGACAUUCAGCUAUGAAUCAACACAGCAGAUGGUGAUCCAUGCUGUGGAAGUCUCACAUCUCCUGAUUUAAUGGAGCUGCUUUGUACUUUUUACACUGUUUAUUCACCAACACUUUAUUUAAUAAAAGUCCCAUCUAGUUUUUAUGAGGAA
Molecule: messenger RNA, 3669 nt
Organism: Amphiprion ocellaris (clown anemonefish)
Lineage: Eukaryota; Metazoa; Chordata; Actinopteri; Pomacentridae
Exons: 12
Coding region: 128-1438 (436 amino acids)
Source: RefSeq, a predicted model, not a curated record